Messenger RNA from Closterium sp. Naga37s-1, 3183 nucleotides. NCBI's taxonomy places the organism in Eukaryota, Viridiplantae, Streptophyta, Zygnematophyceae, Desmidiales, Closteriaceae. The record is from the annotation of a GenBank genome assembly.
AUGUCGCAGUUGCACCAAACCCCGCGCCCGUCGCGGAGGCUCAACCUCUCUCUGAAUCUCGCGGUCGUCCCGAGUUUCGACGCGCCUGCCGAGCCGGCUCCAUGGCGGGACGAACGCGACUCGGAGUCCGAGUCCCCGCCGAAUGGGCGCUUGACAGACAGGAAGCGCCGCGACGAAGCAUUGAACGCCGCGCCGCCCUCACUGCACCCUACCGCCAUCGUGACCACCACCGCUGCUGACGCCGCAAAGCUCUCAUCCAGAGUUUUUCCGCAUUUGUCCGCCGAUCUGGCGGACGGUCCAUUGUCCUCCGCAACUUCCCGCACAGACAUGAUUAAGCGACCUGGCAGUGCCUUCUUACCGCCGGUGGCACCGCCUUUUUCUCGUUCUCUGUCCUCCUCCGCACUGGGAGACUCUGCUCGUGGCUUCUCCCCUCGCUCGCCCUUCUCUCUGUCCUCCAAUCAAAGCUCGGGAAGAUUGUCGUCUUCGUCCUCGUUAUUGUCGCCUCAGACGCCAUCACCCUUCAGCGGAGGGAAUGGAUGCAGAUCUCCUACUCGGGAUGGGUCUACUAUCCGCAGCCUGAGUGCUUCCCGAGUGCCUUCCUGCACUACUGCGCGAGUGACAAAAGCACCUGCUACAGCCGGAACAAGUAUGCACGGCAGCACGCAAGGCAGCACGCAAGGCAGCACGCAAGGCAGCACCCAACGCAGCACCAGCAUCGUGUUGAAGAGCCAACCACAAAGACAAGCCGCUGCUGCUACCAGCGAUACCGGCGCUGCCGUUUCCACCCCAAGCACCCGCCCCCCGCUCUCCCCUCACUCUCCGCCCUCCCCUCACCCUCUGCCCUCCCCUCACUCUCCGCUCUCCCCUCACCCUCCGCCCUCCCCUCGCCCUCCGCUCUCCCCUCGCCCUCCGCUCUCCCUUCGCCCGCCGCUCUCUCGUGCUUCUGCAAUUUCACCAGGGCUGGAACAACGCGUUGCUAAGACCCUCACAGCAAGCGGUGACGCUGCAGCACCCCUCCCCCGUCUGCGCCCAACCCUUACAACCGUGCCCACGUGGCAGCCGCCGUCCCCCACACCUGUCACGUCCACGUGGCAGCCGCCGUCCCCCACGCCCGUGUCCACGUGGCAGCCGCCGUCGCCCACGCCUGUGCGCAGCCCGCACGCGGAGCGCAUUCAGCAGCGCGCGGCGGAGGCCAAGGCGCGGCAAGCUCAGAUGGACAAAGCGUGGGGCGCGCUGCUGCUGCAGGACGACGACCACCAUGAUCAUCAACAGCUACCUGCUGCUGCUGCUGCUGCUUCUUCUUCACCUGUUGCUUCUGUUAGUCCUGCUACUGCUGCUACUGCUGCUUCUGCUACUGCUGCUGAAACCCAGCCCAGCCUUUCAACCAAUCGCACCUCUUCACCCAAUACUAUUGCUCCAACCGACGCUGCUUUUACGAGCACAAAUAUUCGAACGUCCCUGUCAGCUCCAACAGAAGCUUCACCAGGCGAAUCUGCUGCUGGUGGUGCUGCAAAGCCGUCCUGGGGUGCUUCCUGGCGGCUUCUGAUGGCGUCAGGGCGAAGCCUCAAGGGUAGGAACAACAGCUUCACGGCACCUAACGAGGGUGACAGUAACGAGUAUGCUGCUAGAAGGGAUGAGCCAGGGAGCCUGAGUGGCGCUGCAGGUGCUACUGCCAGGCCAUCAGGAGGGCUGACUCGUGGCGUGGUGGCGUCUAAAGGAGGGAGCAGGAGGAGGAUGUGCCGGUCCUUGUCUCUCAGUGAUGGCUUGCUGGCUGCUGUUGCUGCUGCUGCUGCUAAUGAUGGUGAUGGCACUGGCACUGGCAGUGGUGGUGGUGGUGCUGCUGCCGCUUUUGUUGCUUCAGGCGGUCACAGCAUUGUGGGAACCGAGACAACUGGAGCAGAUGCAACUCCCAAGGCACGUCAUGGCUCUUUGGAGCGGCCGGAUCCUUCAUCGCUCUUCGGCAGCAGCGAGUCGUCUCAUCUCUCGGCAUGCGCAACACGUGCCUCUGACCACCCGGCCUUCCAGCCGUUGCUUCCGCCGGACGAACUUGGACCGUUUGCUAUGACCAAGACGCUGAGUGACAGCAACAUCAAGCUUCUGACCGACGGCCAAGACCAUUUUCCUGCUUCCCCCUUCCGAGACAGCGCACUUCAGGGCAGUUCGCCAGAGUGCUCAGUACUCUACUCCUGUGCCAUUCCCACUCCCAGUCCCGAGGCAGAAGCCUCGACCAGCCAAUCAGCUCCUCUGGGAAGGUGUCAUGCUAGGACCACCGCCACUACCCGGGGUUUGCACAGGAGAGGCACACCGCGGAUGCUCUCCGCCUCCUGCUCCGACCUGCCGCAGCUGCAAGCAACGGCGGCUCUGCACUCACCGGCUCUGCACUCACCGGCUCUGCACUCACCAGCUCUCCACUCACCAGCUCUUUUUGAGCCGACCCAUAAGUCAGCUUUCCACACAGCGGCACGGCCUCCCUGCACUCCUGAUUCGUCGACCGCGAAGAACCCUUCUGGUGGUAGAGUCACGAGUAGCAGGGGUAGCGCGCAGCAAGUGAGCGCAUCCUCAUUCUCAAACCUCCAGAAUCUGCAAGUUCUCCCCCCCGUCAUCCGCUCCCCUCCAGCCGCUUCCACCACAGCCGCUCCCCCCCCAGCCGCCAUCAUCCUUUCCUCCGCUGAUUCGUCCCCGGCGAUUGGAUUCUCUAACAGCGCCGCCACUGCUAGUGUUGGUGUCGCGGCCGGUCAGCAGCGGAGCAGCGCCGGCACAGCAAGGCGGGUGGUACCGGCAAACGGAUUCUUCAGAAGCGCGUCCACGACGUCGUCAUGCUCCGAUCUGGAGGAUCUGCGAGCUGCUGCUGGUGCUGGUGCUGGUGUUGGUGCUGCUGCUGUAAUUCCCUGCAGGAGGGAUCCAAAGAUGCAAGUCCCUCUCUUCUCCGCUGAUGAUUCCUCGGCUGCAGGCGCGCUUCCCUGUGCAUCGCUUCCGCGUCGCAGCUUAUCGUCGUCGUCAGCGCUCUCCUCCUCCGCUCCCUUGCUGCCCGUCUCGCCGCUUGUUACAAUGGGGGAGAAUGGAGCGGGGCAGCGGAAGCUGCGAAAGAAGGUGUCGUUCAACUCCAUUGUUAGGGUUCGGACGUUCAUCUCCACGCUUGACAUGGAGCCUGCGUAUGAGGCAGCACCAGUAGCAUCAUGCUGA